This is a messenger RNA of Penicillium riverlandense, 624 nucleotides long. RefSeq lists its product as uncharacterized. Gene Ontology annotation, molecular function: voltage-gated proton channel activity. Gene Ontology annotation, biological process: proton transmembrane transport. Lineage: Eukaryota; Fungi; Ascomycota; Eurotiomycetes; Eurotiales; Aspergillaceae. The transcript is spliced from 2 exons. Bases 1 to 624 code for a protein of 207 amino acids. Gene Ontology annotation, cellular component: plasma membrane. The record is from RefSeq and is a predicted model, not a curated record.
AUGUACUCAGUCCUGAGCCCCUUACUCGGUGAGCGUCACACCGGAACUACCCGUACGCAACUAUUCGAGGAGGGAAACGAGCCCCUCAUUCCGCGGUGGAGACGAUCCGCCCGCAACUUUCUCGCCGGACAAUGGGGCCAUUAUCUCGUGCUAGCCCUGGUCACCAUCGACGUGUGCUGUACCUUGACGGAUUUUCUGAUCCAGUUACAUGUCUGCGAGUUGAAACAUAAAUAUGAGAGUGUGGACCGUGGCUGGGGCAUCGCAGAGGACGUCCUCGGCAUCGCCAGCCUGGUGAUCUCGUGUCUGUUUAUGGUCGAGUUGCUUAUUUCGGUGUUUAGUUUUGGGAAGGGAUACUUCUCAUCCAAGUUCCACAUAUUCGACUCCCUAGUCAUCCUUGUUGCCUUCAUCAUCGCAGUCUUCCUCCAGGGCCCAGUCGAGGAAGUCGGCUCGCUCGUCAUUAUUCUGCGUCUGUGGCGCGUGUUCCAGAUCAUCGAGGAGCUACAGUCUGCCAACCAAGACACGAUGGAAGAGUAUGAUAAUGUUAUUGAGCAGCUUCGGCGGGAGAACAACCUUCUACGGCAGAGGCUGAAUUUGAAUUCUAAUGGGAGUGCAGGCGUAGAGUGA